Messenger RNA from Tilletiaria anomala UBC 951, 1956 nucleotides. RefSeq lists its product as uncharacterized. The transcript has a single exon. Bases 1 to 1956 code for a protein of 651 amino acids. Lineage: Eukaryota; Fungi; Basidiomycota; Exobasidiomycetes; Georgefischeriales; Tilletiariaceae. The record is from RefSeq and is a predicted model, not a curated record.
AUGGCGACUCCCGCUGGUCGCAAACGCGUUGUGUAUGACGAUCUCGACGCGACGCAUCUACCAGUAGCACCGGCCAUGCUGAAUUUUGGGCAUGCUGCCAACGCCACACUGAUGCACGGCUAUAACGGCAGAACCAGCAGCGGGCCAACGGUAAAUGCAGCAGUAAGUUGCGGAGGAGCUGGCAACAGAAGUUUUCACAUAUUUGGCGAGGCCGAUGCCCUAGCGCUGGGUGGACAGUUCAACCCGGAUGCAAUUAUUGGCGGCAAGAAACGAUUAGCACAGGGUGAAGCAAUAGAUGAGCAAAUGAGCAAGAAGCGCAAAAGACCAUCAGAAGCCGUCUCUGUGAACUAUGCUUCAAAUGGAGGUCCAUUGCAUAGCAAGAAGCAGCCGGCGGAAGAUUGCGAGGACGAUUUGGUAUCCACGCCUGCAAGGCGGCCGCCGUCUGCAAGUACGCGCAGCACGACAGCUGCUACAUCUGCCGCGUCCAAGGCACCACCCAUUCGGGUGGGUAAGGUCUAUUCAUCUCCGGCCCAGACUGCUGGGCCAUCGCAGCCAAUUCGCAAUCCCGCCUCCUCUCCCAUACCGGGAAGCAGCAGCAGCAGCAACUGCAGUCGCUCAAAUGCCCUUGCCGCUUCAAAAGUAGCCCACAAGCACGCUGCGGUUCUCUCGGCAGCCGCUGCCGCUCUGCUUCCACCAGGCACAGAAGCUGGAUCCUUGCUGGUGAAAGAGGGAGCAGCAGAUGACGCGGAGGAAGAGGACGUGGACGAGAUGGAUCUCUUCCAGGUGGAGACAACGGCUGAUCUACUCAUGCAGCACCAGGCUGAAGCUGCUAGCAACGGAAAAGCGAAAGGGAAAACGUCGAAUGCUGUGGCUGCUGCAUCUGGAAGCACUGGAGCGCAGGUAGGCAUGCAGAGGAAAGAGUGGAAGGAAUAUGAAAACGAAGAAUGGGACGAUGAGGUCGCAUUGGGGUCCCGGCAUGAACCUCACGCUUCAGGCCAGCAAAAUUCAGGAGAACCCGAAGAGGAGGCAGGGGAGGAGGCAGGUGCGAUGGACGAAGAGGACAAACCAAGACCCAUUGCAGAGGGAGAAGUGCAUGGUGAAGAGGGCGCAUGGGAAGAGUGGGCAGGUGAAGAAGUGGAAGAUUUUCCGGGAGUCGAAGAAGAGCAUGAAGACGACGACAACGAUGGCGAUGGCGAAGAGCUGGAUCCCACUGCGCUCAACUGGGCUGAGCUUUCCAAUCCGCAAAUCAUCGGUUCUUCCCACUCCACGCAACGCGGCAAAGGGCGCAUAUUGACGCACGCUGAAGUGUGGGACGACUCUGCGCUUGUGGACGCAUGGGAUGCGGCGCAACAAGAGUACGAGAUGUACCACUCGCGCCGCAAAGCCGCGCUUGCUGCCCAAGCCGCCGCUGCGGCUGGCGGGCCCGGGCGGGCGGGCGGCGCGGGUAAGCUCAGCGCAUUGUGGCACGAGUCGGCCGACCCUGACUCGGCGGUGGCCAAGGAGGCGGAGCGUGCAGCGGAAAUUGCGCAUCAGCAGCUGCUGGACGCUGCCAAGUUGAAGCGCACGGCUGCCAAGACGAAGCAAAAAGAAGAGGCAAAUGCGGAGGCACAGAAACAUCUGAUGACGGAAGAUGAUCCAGUUUGGCAGAAUGCCUGCUCGGUCGUCGAGCGCACGCCCAACUUUCAACAUUGGACGCCUAUCGGAGAGUCACACCACACAAGCCAACGACACCACCCGCACCCAUACCAUCCUGCUCCGUCGCCCACACAGCCGCUCCAUGCCCCUUUCUUAACAUCGAUGCCAUUCGGCCCAGGAGCCGCAGACGCCGCCGCUGCUUCCGUACGGCCUCAUCCUCAGUCCAGAGAGGAUCUGCUGCAAAAUGUCAUUAUGGCUUGGUACUGGGCGGGAUACUAUACAGCCGUGUAUUCUUCUCAGCCUGCGGAGCCCGAGCAAUGA